GUUGUUUUGAAACCACACCUCCAUGUUUAUGUGUCAAAUGUGUCAUACCUUCAAUUAAUAACAAUAAUAGGUGAUAAACGCCCUGAAAGUGCUAUAAGGGGUUAAAAAUGAGUUACGGCACGAAAUCUCCCACACAGGGGCCACCGUCUGUUUACUCCCACGUAACGACUCGUUCCAGUGCUAAUUUACGAAGCAGUAGAAGUGUUAAAUCACUCAAAACACCGUGGUAUCAAAAACCUUUGAUUACAGAAGCUAUUUUUUUGGAUGUACAGAGAGCUUCGUUGCUAACAGCCAUAUUUUCACUGUGUUUGUCGAUAUUCACUGCAAUCACAGCAGUCUUUGAUAUUUAUUGUUAUUCCAUGGCCGCCCCUGGUUCAGCGCACUACGGAUAUUUUAUUAUAUCAUACGAGUUUGUUUAUGUUGGUUCUAAACAUGUGAGGAAUGCGCUGAUAAUGUUUGCAGCUUUCUCUAUAUUAUUCUCUGUGGCUGUAUUUGUGACCAGCAUUAAGCUAAUUUUAGCUUUACGGAAGGAAUAUGAAAAUAAAAUGUUGCCUUGGCUAUACGUAUUUGGUCCUUUUACUGUGUUCAGAUUUUUGGCCUUCUUAUUUUUCUCCAUUGUCAACGAUAUGAUUUUUACGUACAAUAUUUUUAUGUGCCUACUUUGGACAUUCUUCAUCAUUGUAAGUGUGUAUGGUUGGGUUUUAGUAUACUCCUUGUAUAUUGAGCUAUCUGAUUUGACAAAGUUGGAGGAUUUGGCACAUUUAAGGAUGGGCACAAUGCAGUCCCUGAACGCUUCUACAGUCCCAUCUCUUGCGGGAUCUCGUCCUACAACCCCUCACAGCACCGUAUCCACAAUGCCAGCGUAGAUUUAACAAUCGGAGAUCUGACAACAACGCCACGAAGACACCCGAACAUACCCGAAGCGGGUACUUCGCACUCUGAAUCGUUCAUGACCGAUCACAUCAACAUAUCUACGAUAUCUUAGUACCAAUUUUUUUGAUUUUAUCGAAUUAUAUUUCAGGAUUUAACAGGGGAUUCACCUAGCUUAUUCAUUAAACCUGGUGAUAUCAACAUCAUUCAAAACAAAACAAUGUUUUUUAUUGAAAUAAUAAUUACACUAAUCAAUGUAUUCUACAUUCGUAAAAUUCUUCAGGACACGACAAAUACCCCUCACUGUCAUAAUAUGACAGUGAAAUGUAUUUGUCGUCCCCUUAAAAAAUUUUGCGACAUAUUAAUGUAUAUUUAUUUAAAAAUAUUAAAUAAACAACUUGACCUCUAAACCAUAAGUUGAAUGACAUUAUUUCAUAAAAAGUAAAAUUGGAAAAUUUUGCGGGAUAAGUCAGAUUAGAUUGAAGUUGAAGAUAGUUAGGAUUAUUAUACAUAAAAAUGUUAAUUCAGAAAUAAAAAAUCGGUAUACAAAGUAAUAAAUAUUUAUUUUCAACAUAAAAUAAAAUACCUAUAGUAAAAGUAUUUUCGUUAUCGAAUAUUGUUUUAAUUUGACCAAUAACUAAAAAAAAAUAUUUUGGAUUGUGUUUUUUACUUAGUAUUUAAUACUAAUUACUAAUUAUGUACUUAAGUAUACCUUUAUAUGUAGUUUAUUGUAUAUUUUACUAUUAUAUGGGUAACUGAACUAAAUAUGCUUAACAGGAAUAUUCCUAAAUGAACUUUCUAUAGCAAUUACUUUCUUAACAUUCUAAGCAUAUGUUAAGAGUAGACUAAUUUUUACCACUAAAACUUUGCACCUUCUAAGAACCUGCCUAUAGGCCAGUAAGAAUAUUCUUAGGAUCAUGCUAUAUGUCUUUUAAGCAUGUUCUUUAGAAGAAAUAUAGCAUGAUUCUAAGAAUAUUCUCACUGGAAGGUUUCAAAAACAUUCUUAGAAUAAAGUGUGCAAAAAAGUUUUAGAAAGAACUAUAAGAACUUUUAAUAAUAACCCCACUCAGAAAGUGAGACAAGCGUUUACUGUAUUGUCCCAUGAAGAAAUUUUGAGAAAAACUUGUAAAGGUUUCUUUCGACAUAUCAAUGUGUGUCGUGAACAACACUGGCGAUAAAUUAAACAAUUACUUCAGAUUUGUUUUAUUUGUUACAUUUAUUUAGUUUAUUUUUCAAUAUAAUUUUUAAACUUUAAAUUGAUAAUUAUUUUGUCGUUGUUUAUUGCGAAAUAAAACAAAUACUUAAUAAAAGACAAUCCAAUGCACACUUCCAAUAUUGCAAAUAAGCAAAUAAGCGGUAUUUUACAUUUUUUGUAAUAUCUCUAAAACUAUUCAUUUUAUGUAUAGGGAAUGCUGCAGCAUUUCAAUAGAAAACAUUAUUUUGUGUUAAAAACUGUUAAAAAUAACAAAAUAAUCUAAUUUUAGUAUUUCUAGAUUUUACGUGGAAUUUAAAAAUGCAAUAAAAUUUUAAUUUGAUAAACCAUUUAAACUUCUAAUAAAUAAGUUAGGUAAAUCACCCUGUUUAAAUUAAAAUUAGGAAAACAUUGUAUGUUGUAAAAUAUGCACAUAGGUAGGUACAAAAUAUACGUUUAGAUAUGGUAAGUUACAAAAUUUGAAUAUCAUUUUAUUUUUAUAGUAUUAUUACUCAAGUUAAAUUAAUGUUUAAUGGGUUGCCUACCCAUACAUAACUAAUCUUAGUUUUAUAUUUUUUUAUUAGUUUAGUUAUUAAGUAAGAGAAUCUCUAAUGUUAUUUAAUUUAAUCAUGUGACAUAUUAAUUUUUAUUAAGUAUAUGUUAUUAGCACAAUUCAAAUAUUUUAUAUGAAUAUGAUAUUUAUUAAAUUAGGUUAAUGUUUAAGCAAAAUAAACCGUCCAAGAUGUGCUUUCUGUUAAAAAAUAUUUAUACAUUUCUUUUGUAUUGUAUCCGUCCAUUUUUUAUGAAUAUACACCCAUUUGCUAUAAAUUUAGUUUUAUUUAUUUUCAGUGGUAAAAAAUCUUUGAAUACAAAUAAUUGAGGUAAUGUUUAUGUCAGUGGAAGAGUUAAAUACAAAAAUAAUUUAAUUAUUUAUUAAUCCUCAUACUCUAAUAUCUCGUAAAAAUCACCCACUUUAAGUGCAACCCCUUUAUCCGACUUAAUUUCACUGGGCAUAUUCGUAGUGUCUUCGACCACUAAAUCUUCAGUAUCCCCCAAUAAAACUUUCUUCCUCUCAUUCAACUGUUUUUUAGCGUUGUUUAUGCUGUCUAUAAUAUUUUUUUGCACUUUCACACUCUCCUCCAAGUACUCCAAAGUUUGAUCCAGCGAUUUUAAAACUGUAUACGAUUCUUGGUUCACUGAGUGUUGUAUGUAAUACUCUCCUGUGUGUACAAUCUUACCAUUCAUGUAAAUAUUCUCCGCUAGAGGUAUUAAAGCGUCUUUUUCCGGAUAGCAACUCAAAAACUUUAUAUCCUUCUCUGCCAAUACAAGUUUUUCCAAGUUAUACUCUGUUUCUCUCAGUAAAUCAUCGUUUUUAGCGAUAUCGUUAUUCAAGUGCGUUAAAAAGUUGCUUCUGUCACUUAUUUCUUUAAUUAUCUUGGCUGCCAUGGCUUUAAAACUAUGGAAACAUCGUUUUUGUUUACCAAAACGUUGACGUUUGUUUUUGAGGUUAGACAGUGU
Molecule: messenger RNA, 3580 nt
Organism: Brassicogethes aeneus
Lineage: Eukaryota; Metazoa; Arthropoda; Insecta; Coleoptera; Nitidulidae
Source: the annotation of a GenBank genome assembly